AUGGGAAAAAGAUUUAGUGAGUCAGCUGCAAAGAAGGCAGAAGGACUAGCAAGAAAGAGAGAACAGGCCAAGGCAAAGGAAAGAGAAGAGAGAUUGAGACAGGAAGCUGAGGAGGCGAAGAAAUGGGAGGAUGGUGCGAAGAAAGCUAAUGCUAAGAAGCUUCUUGAGGAACAAAAAAGAGAAGAGAAGUUGCGUGCGAAGAAGGAACGUGAGGAAUUGCUUGCGGCUGAGGAAGCAGCUCUAGGCAAGGGUGGUAAGGGUAAAAGGCGUUAA
Kluyveromyces marxianus DMKU3-1042 is the source of this 273-nucleotide messenger RNA. RefSeq lists its product as uncharacterized. NCBI's taxonomy places the organism in Eukaryota, Fungi, Ascomycota, Saccharomycetes, Saccharomycetales, Saccharomycetaceae. Bases 1 to 273 code for a protein of 90 amino acids. The transcript has a single exon. The record is from RefSeq and is a predicted model, not a curated record.